CAUAAUGGCUAUGAAGUCGGAAGCCUUUGAUGAUAGCAAGUCCUUUGCUAACUCACCCCCCUCGUAUGACACAAUUUCUACAACCGGAUUGUCAACUGAUUCUAUCAAAUCCAAACGACCAUUUAUAUUCUCCUCUCAAUCAACCAAGCAGGAACGUGCCACUGUUCUAUCUCGCAUUCGUGAUCUUGUCUCCACUCAAACUUUCACCACCUCUUUGUCCAUUGACGAAACUGUCAAUGACUGCGCUUCUACUCUCUCAGCUGCACAGUUCUCAGACCUCCUACAGACUCCUAAUAUCGAGGGCCAUACAGCGCUAUAUUGGGCAAUUGUGAACCACCGGCGAGAAGCAUUUUUGGCGUUGGCUAGUUUUAUUUCCAAAUAUUCGUCUAAAUGCUCUUCCGACUUGCGUCUUGCAUGCAUGCAAACUAGCAACCAAGCAUUAUUCUCGCAGUUAUCAGUCAAGGACGAGUCUUUGAGGCAAUUUUUGGGCUGUCCACCAGAUGAUAUUGAGAUACAUGAAGGGAGAGGAUUGGACGACCACCAGUUCACUGCUUCUUUCCGGAUCAGGAUGUUUCAGAAACGCCUGCGCACUACAGAAAAGUUAAAUUGUGAAUUUGUUGGGGGAGGUAUGUGGUCCAUGCCCUCGUAUUGUCCCUCACGCUGGUACAAUGAUGCCAUCUCCUGCAGGACGUAUAUGGUGGUUGAGCUUUGAUAUGGGGUCCGAGUCGAAAUGGCGCGGCCGCUUUGGUCUCUCUUCGCCUAGCCUUCCAGCUUGUCCAAAACUUUCAUUUGUAAUAGAAGAUCACAGAAGGAAAGGGGAACCUGCCUGUGAGGUGCCGCCUAAAGUGCUGCAGCACGUGGGCUUUAAAUUUGUAGAGACACUCGUGCCGUUUGGGUAAGUUUUAACUACUCAGACCCAUUUGAAGCUGAGGUACCGAUGCAUUCACGGCAGAUACAAAGGCAAUGUAUCUGGCAAAGGAGUAAGUCUUUCGCUUCCUCAGCUUGAUCCUUGCAGUAUUUUUUCGGAACGAUGAUUGUAGCGACCGACAUGUUUCGCAACUCUUCUCCUUAACGAAUUCAACUGACUGUGCUGUUGCAGAAAUCCCGUACAUGUAGACUCUG
Molecule: messenger RNA, 1122 nt
Organism: Suillus clintonianus
Lineage: Eukaryota; Fungi; Basidiomycota; Agaricomycetes; Boletales; Suillaceae
Exons: 3
Coding region: 5-712 (235 amino acids)
Source: RefSeq, a predicted model, not a curated record